AUGUCUCAAAAUCAGUCUCCUCUACGUUACCAGAAAUCUGUUUCGAUAAUGAAAAUAAAACAAACUACGAAUCGAAAUUCUGACGAUGUGUUCGGUCGCGAAUACAAAUCAGCCAUUCAGGCGUAUCAAAAUUACAUGGAAGGACUGCACUUGAUGCUGCAGGAGAAAGAGGACAAUAUAAUGAAAAUUCUGCACCAACGCACUAGCCCUCUGUGGUUCCAGGAGUUAACUGAUGAGCAGUGUGCAGUCUGCGAUCAAUUUCUAGAUGCCAUCGCUGAUGAUACGGACGAGCAGACGAUUAACCGCUCCAAAGGGUUACUACGUUCUAUGGGCGUGUUUCCGCUCUGUCCGAGCAACAUCGUGCGAACCGCACUGAUUCUUUGCAACCGAAACGAUAUCUCGUUUCUCUGGACCCUGUUGGAGUUACACUACAUGCGGCGUGAUGCCGCCUCGGCCGAUCCAUCGUCCCCGAAGAACUACUCCACCAAUGAAAGGCUGUUGCUUUCUGCUAUAGCACACCUGGACAUGAUGACGACCCUGCGGGGAUUAGAUAAGAUCCUUCCUGUUAAAGCACCUACAGAGGGGCUGAAAUCGAGCGAGAAGAAAGCGACAGAAGCACCACGGCAGCACCCAGCGGGGUCUUCACCCUACCUCAAACGGCACACCGUUAAGAAAACGGGAUAUACGGUUCCGGUUCGCUUUCAACCCCAUAAGGACGAAUUUCUGGAGCGUUACGAACGGUACCGCGAUCCGGAGUAUGUAAUUCGCAAUGAAGCCACCCGAUGGUUUGCACGAUACAAUUCCCGGCGAAGUCUCUCAUCCGGCGAAAGGUACCUAUUCUCGAGUGAAACGGAAACUGGCUCGGAGUCUACGGAAGAGAACAGUAAUGGUAGCGCAGAAGCCAUUGCCCAACGAGUGCUGGAUGGAGCGAUAAGCGAUUUGAUCAAACGCGUCGAUUGUUGCCAAGUUCUGUGCCCGAAACAUCAUGCGGUGUCGGAUGAGAAAUGUGCCGAACUGAGGACACUCUUGCAGCGUGACUCACCGACACGUGCCGCACUAAUGGAAGCAGUCGAAGCUGUGCGUACCAAAUGGGCCGAGGAAGAACGGCCAAAGCAAAAACCGUACGACCAUGUUGAUGAUCUGCUGAAGCAUGUUAUCGACAAAGCGGUAACGCUGGCCAUCCUCGAUCCGGGGAAUGAUUGUACCGAGUGCCGGCAGCGAUACGAGAUGCAGCAGGCACUGUUGCGAGGAGAACAAUGUGUCUGCCUUUCGGAUGAUAACGCAGCACCGGCAAUUCUAUCGGCUUCUGCAUCGAAGGGGCUUUACUUUCGAUUCCAAGACUGGCCGGUUCCAUUUAAGUUUGAUUAUCGCAAGAUUCUAGGCUCAAGCCAUGAUGCACGCUGUCCGAUUAAGGAUACGAUAAAGCGUGCCUUUGAUUUGCAAGGGUCUUCCAGCGGUUCGACGACCACUUCGGAAGGGAUCGAGCGGUUCGUGAAGAUGACUUGGAAGGAGGAGUUGAACCAUUGGGAGGAGCAAAUGGAAGAAAGCCGAAAGCUCGCCAAGAACCGCACGAUUGAGCCAAGGAAUCCGCUGGAUGUUAACGAUAUUGAUACAAAGAAUCCACGAGAGUUGAAGCAGCUGCUAAAGCGUGCCCUUAAUGAGCUAGCCAAGAAUCCAAAGUACAUUCUCGCCACCUUUCCCGAUGCAUACAAGCUUCCGAUACUUGUGGCCUGGAUUCGGUAUCGUUAUGCAUGCCCCUUAAGUCCAGAGGAACGUAACACGGCUUUAUUAGCGAGUCGCUACUUUUGGGAAUUUCUUAUCCCUCACGCAACUUCCGCGAGGUGGCCAGUGCGAGACGAUGUCGGAUACGAUGCUAAGGUGAACUGGAACUACAAGCAGAAGCUAGAGGCCAAGGUCGCCAUCCUCAUGAAGCGCUUCUUUCGGAGACUGAAAAGGGUCGAUAUCCAGGAGGGACGUCUCUGGUGGACCAGCAUGGUACCAUACCAUGCCGGGCCGGAUCGGUUUCGGCGUACUUUCUACGCGUAUUUUCCUAACUGUGAACCGAAGGCGAUACCCUUGGUUCGGCCCUGGCGGUCGCACUAAGUUCGGUAUGGUAAGGAGCAA
Messenger RNA from Anopheles darlingi, 2124 nucleotides. RefSeq lists its product as uncharacterized. NCBI's taxonomy places the organism in Eukaryota, Metazoa, Arthropoda, Insecta, Diptera, Culicidae. The record is from RefSeq and is a predicted model, not a curated record. The coding region runs from base 1 to 2103 and encodes 700 amino acids. The transcript has 4 exons.